AUAAUAGUUUUUCUUUGCUUGUUGCGCUUUGCAGGACAGCGGCCAACGGCCCCAGCUAAUGGGAGUGAUUUAUAACACCAGGCAUUUUUUUAAAUACGUUUUAUAUCAACAAUCUUCUAAAUAUUUUCGCAUUAACGUCAACAGCUUUAACUUAAUUCCUCUUUGGAAUGUUGCCGUUGCUGCUUGCACUGUGUUGGGUACUUUAUAAGUCACUCCGUAUUUACCCAACUCGGAGUGAAUGUGUACAGGGUGAUUCAACACAAGUUUUGUCUAAUUUGUAGCUUAGUGUCCUGCAAAUGUCUCAGUUUAAUAUGAGAUUAAUGCUCUGUUUUACUGGCACCAGUUUUGGAUCACUCCUAUAGAUCAAUUUUGCAUGUUUAUACCAUACGUAUAUCUAGUUUGGCGCCCACUAAAGGCGAGAAAUGUUAAAAAUCGCCCACAAUCAACCUUUUUCUCAUUUCCUCUCAUCAUUAAAUUUACUUUCUCUAGUGCUUGUAAGAAUCGUUUAACUUGCACCAUUCAUACGCUCCAUUUGGCUCUGCACUAAGUUUUAUUCAAGGUUUGUUUUUACACCGUUCAGACACAAGGUUUUUUUAACGGCUGGUUUACCACACCAAAUUUCUAUCGAGGAUGGUCGCCACCCGAAACGUACUACUUUUACUUGAUAAGACCUAGUGUCUAAACGGAUUUUCCGCAGAACUACAAACAGCAUGUUUAGAGGUAAUAUCGAUGGGGAUUCUAUUCAGAAAAACGAGUUUGAAGUGCCUAUAAUCGCACAAUGGAUCCGGGUGAACCCAACCAGAUGGCGAGACCGAAUUUCCAUGCGAGUGGAACUGUUUGGCUGUGAAUAUGUGGCCCAAAAUAUGUACUUCAAUGGUACGUCGCUUCUAAAGUUGGAUCUUCUGAGAGACCCGAUAGCUGCUCUGAGAGAGACUAUCAAGUUCCGGUUCAAAACUGCUGCGGCCAAUGGGGUGCUGCUUUACAGUCGAGGCACUCAGGGCGAUUACAUCGCCUUGCAGUUACGGGAAAACAGAAUGCUGCUGAACAUAGACUUGGGUUCCAACAUGGUUACCAGUCUUAGUGUGGGCAGUCUUCUGGACGACAACAUUUGGCACGAUGUGGUGAUUUCCAGGAAUAGGCGGGAUAUUCUGUUUUCCGUUGAUCGCGUGGUUGUCCAGGAGCGUAUAAAGGGCGACUUCAAUAGGCUUAACUUGAACAGAGAUUUUUACAUCGGCGGCGUCCCCAACAUACAGCAAGGUCUUGUAGUGGUUCAGAACUACAGCGGCUGCAUAGAGAAUCUCUACUUGAACUCAACCAAUGUAAUCCAAGCGGUCAAAGACGCCUUUGAAUAUGGGGAGGCUUAUAAAUACGAGAAAACCAACGUUUUGUACAACUGCCCAGAACCACCUAUAGUGCCUGUGACUUUCACCCAUGCGAAAGCCUAUGCCAAACUGCGCGGAUAUGAGGGAAUGUCCUCUAUGAAUGUGUCGUUUCACUUCAGAACAUACGAGAGCAAGGGCCUGAUGAUGUUCCAUGCCUUUUCAUCGUCGAGUUUUGUGGCGAUUUACUUGGAACAAGGCAAGUUGAAGGUGGAACUGGUGACUCCGGAUAAUCCUCGAGUGAUAUUCGACAAUUACGAAGAGACUUUUAACGAUGGACGCUGGCAUGUUGUGGUGCUGUCCAUCAGGACGAACGACGUUACUUUUAGUGUGGAUUAUCGGCCAAUGAAGACCACGCGAUUGCUGAAAAUUCGCACCGGAGGCAUUUAUCUGUUCGCCGGAGGCGAGACUCCCACGCUCAGCUAUUCUAAUGAGGUUUUCCCAGGCUUUAUCGGCUGCAUGAAAACGAUCCGCAUUGAUGGCAACAGCAAGAUGCCCACAGACUGGAAGAAGAACGAGGAAUAUUUCCACGGCGACAGUAUAAUUUUCGACGCUUGCAGGAUGAUUGAUCGGUGUUAUCCUAAUCCGUGCCAACAUGGGGGCAUUUGCAAGCAGAACGCAGCCGAAUUUUUCUGCGACUGUAAAGGCACGGGGUAUGGCGGGGCCGUUUGUCACAGCUCCAUCAACCCCCUGUCCUGCCAGGCUUAUAAAAAUAUCCAGGCCGUUGGACCAAAGGCGGAAAUAAGGAUCGAUGUGGAUGGAAGCGGCCCAUUAGCACCAUUCCCGGUCACCUGCCAAUUUGGCGCUGAUGGUACCGUGUCGACCGUGCUGCAUCACAGCAACGAAGCCACCACUCCGGUGGAUGGAUUCCAGGAACCCGGCAGUUUCAUCCAGGAUAUUCAGUAUGAGGCUGAUGAUGACCAAAUCGUCGCUUUGAUCAAUAGGUCGUCUACUUGCACUCAGCACAUCCAGUACGCCUGCAAGGAGGCCCGACUGUUUAGUUCGCCGUCGGAGGAGCAGCAGUUCCAACCGUUUUCCUGGUGGGUUUCCAGGAAAAACCAAAAGAUGGACUAUUGGGGCGGGGGGCUGCCCGGGUCCAGGAAAUGUGAAUGUGGCGUCUUGGGGACCUGCAACGAUCCCACCAAAUGGUGCAAUUGCGAUGGGGAUGCGAUGAUUUGGUUGGUAGACGCUGGCGAACUGAGCGAAAAAGAUGAUCUGCCAGUGAAGCAAUUGCGUUUUGGUGACACUGGCAGUGCUUUAGACGAAAAGGAGGCUCGAUAUACUCUCGGCUCGUUGAUAUGCCGCGGUGACGAUCUGUUCGACAAUGUGGUCACAUUCAGAAUUUCGGAUGCCACCAUCGAUAUUCCCAACUUCGAUAUGGGACACAACGGCGAUAUAUACUUCGAAUUCAGAACGGCAACUGAUAACGCAGUGUUAUUCCAUGCCAAAGGCCCUACUGACUACAUUAAAUUGACGAUUGUUAACGGAAAUCAGCUCCAGUUCCAGUACCAAGCGGGAUCCGGGCCGAUUGCCGUCAUAGCGGAAGUUUCGUACAAAUUGUCGGAUAAUCAGUGGCAUGCGGUGUCAGUUGAGAGGAACCGAAAGGAGGCGAUGAUUGUAGUGGACGGAGCUCAGAAAGCCGAGGUUCGGGAGCCGCCAGGCCCCGUGCGGGCCAUUCACUUAACAUCCGACUUGGUAAUCGGCGCCUCCACCGAUUACAGGGAUGGAUUCACUGGUUGCAUGCGAGCUCUUCUCAUCAAUGGAAAGCACGUGAACUUGAGAGAGUACGCUCAUCGAGGACUGUAUGGAAUCGCCGAAGGUUGUGUAGGCAAAUGCGACAGCAGCCCGUGUCUGAAUAACGGCACUUGCAUAGAAAAGUACGAGGGAUACGUGUGUGAUUGCAGAUGGACUGCUUUUAAGGGCUCAAUAUGCGCCGACGAAAUCGGAGUGCACAUGAAAGCCAAUUCGGCAGUGAAAUACAUCUUCGAAGGCUCAUGGCGUUCAACAAUCUCAGAACACAUUCGCGUUGGAUUCACCACCACCAAUCCCAAAGGCUUCCUGUUGGGAUUCUUCUCCAAUAUAACCAAGGAAUACUUAACGAUCAUGGUCUCAAAUUCCGGCCAUUUGCGAAUAGUGUUCGACUUUGGCUUCGAGCGGCAAGAAGUCAUCUACCCGGAUAAGCAUUUCGGGCUUGGCCAGUAUCAUGAUCUUUUAUUGACCCGGAAGAACGGAGGGUCCACGUUAGUGAUCAAAAUCGACAGCUACGAGCCUAAAGAGUUCAAUUUCGACAUCAAGGAGUCUGCAGACGCCCAAUUCAAUAACAUCCAGUACAUGUACAUCGGCAAAAACGAAUCGAUGUCUGAAGGAUUUAUCGGAUGCGUAUCCAGAGUGGAAUUUGACGAUAUUUAUCCCUUGAAGCUGCUCUUCCAGCAGAAGGGCCCUGGAAAUGUGAAAGUGCUUGGAGAACCCUUGAACGAAGACUUUUGCGGAGUGGAGCCGAUUACACAUCCGCCUGAUACAAUCGAAACCAGGCCUCCGCCGUUGAUUGACGAGGAUAAAAUCAGGCGGGCCUACAAUCAAACGGAUUCGGCUAUUUUGGGAAGUGUGCUUGCAAUUAUAUUCUUAGCUCUAGUCAUUCUGUGCAUUAUCAUCGGCCGUUAUCUCCAUCGGCACAAAGGCGAAUACUUAACGCAAGAAGACGCCGGAGCUGAUGCCGCCCUGGAUCCCGACGAUGCAGUGGUUCAUGGCACCACCGGCCAUCAUGUGCAGAAAAAGAAGGAAUGGUUCAUUUAAGGCACCACCCGCCCCGUUUAAUUUAAUGCUCUUCCUUAUAAGGACCGAUGAGUACAAGUUCUAGUUUUUUAUGUUCGUGUUAUAUUUUCCGUCCAUUUUAUUUACUCGACAAAUUCCAUGACCUGUUUCUUACGUUUUAGUUUUGCAUCGAAGGCGCGCUUGUAGUGCUUUGUUAGCAUCGGCCUAGAUACGAAAUCUUUUAAUUUUUUUGUUUGAUUUCAUAUGAUUUUUAUGUACACAUUUUUGCAAAUGUUUACAUGUUUGCACUGCUAGAAUUCUAUAACGAUAAGGUAUUGUAAUUUUUUACAAAAAAUGACAUAAAUUUUUAA
Messenger RNA from Dendroctonus ponderosae (mountain pine beetle), 4501 nucleotides. RefSeq names its product neurexin-4. Lineage: Eukaryota; Metazoa; Arthropoda; Insecta; Coleoptera; Curculionidae. Bases 711 to 4172 code for a protein of 1153 amino acids. The transcript is spliced from 18 exons. The record is from RefSeq and is a predicted model, not a curated record.